Molecule: messenger RNA, 273 nt
Organism: Caenorhabditis briggsae
Lineage: Eukaryota; Metazoa; Nematoda; Chromadorea; Rhabditida; Rhabditidae
Exons: 2
Coding region: 1-273 (90 amino acids)
Source: RefSeq, a predicted model, not a curated record
AUGGCUGCUGAAAUUGCCGCAAAAAUCAAGACCGAGCUCGCCGCUGCCGGCCUCUCCUCCGGAGCCAUCGACGGAAUCUUCAAGAUCGCUGCCGCCUACAAACCAAAGGAUGGACACAUCCCCGACAAAGCUGAGGCUCUCGUUGCCAUUCCAAAGCUCUUCGGUGAGCUCGAAGCAUUCAUCAAGACACAACCGGAAUCCGAUCAAACCAUCUACCACGCCAUCAUCGAGAAGAAGAAGGCCGAGUUUGCAGCUCUCACCAAGGCUCAGUAA